This is a messenger RNA of Dermacentor andersoni, 554 nucleotides long. RefSeq lists its product as uncharacterized. Lineage: Eukaryota; Metazoa; Arthropoda; Arachnida; Ixodida; Ixodidae. The record is from RefSeq and is a predicted model, not a curated record.
UUAGGUUCUCUAAGUUGUUUGAGUUCACCGCAAGGCCUAACGCUGCAGCCAUGAGUUUUCCGAGUGUUCUGAGCUGCGUCAUUCUUGUUUCAGCACUCGCCCGGUCCCACGCGCAGUGUGACAACGUCCUGUUGCCAAACGUUGGAGGUCUGUCACAGUGUCUCGAUACGAGGUUAGGUGACUGUGGCACGAACGCUGAAGGGCUAGGAGAAGACUUGGAGCAAUUUUUUGAUUGCAUGUUUGACGAGUUGCCCCGCAUCACUGAUCCUGCCGCAGCGCUCUUCAAUCUUGAGGGCCUCUACCAAGCGGUGCUCUCCGAGCUCGAACUGCCGGUCAACGUGAGUUCCGUGGCGACGCUCCUGUGCUACCGCCUCAACUUCUCCCUGGAGGCCUGCGCGCAGCCUGCGGUGUCGGGAGACGUUCGCUGCGGCUCCCUCCUCAGCGUGUUCUUUCCUUCGUCGUUCGCAGUGCGCCAGGCAAGACAAGCUCUGCAUAUUUAUCCUAUUUAUUUAGUACAUACUGCCGACCUUUCGGUCCAAGCAGAGUGGCAAUAG